Molecule: messenger RNA, 1254 nt
Organism: Fusarium keratoplasticum
Lineage: Eukaryota; Fungi; Ascomycota; Sordariomycetes; Hypocreales; Nectriaceae
Product: Aspartate aminotransferase
Exons: 5
Coding region: 1-1254 (417 amino acids)
Biological process (GO): L-aspartate biosynthetic process
Cellular component (GO): cytosol
Molecular function (GO): L-aspartate:2-oxoglutarate transaminase activity; pyridoxal phosphate binding
Source: RefSeq, a predicted model, not a curated record
AUGCCACACGCCAUUGCACUUGAGAGCGGAGCCAAGUCCGUUUUUUCCUCCGUCCCCAGAGUGCCAGCAGAUGCCAUCUUUGCCUUGACAGCUCGGUACGUUCGGGACCCCUUUCCUCGGAAAGUUAACCUCGGACAGGGGACAUAUCGGGAUGAGCAUGGCCAGCCAUGGGUCUUGCCAUCUGUGCGCGCAGCUCGAAAGCGCCUCGAUGAGAAGGGCCUGAACCAGGAGUAUCUGCCUAUCCUUGGACUCGCUGGCUUCCGCCGCUCGGUUGCUCAGGCCGUCCUUGGCAAGACAUUUUUCCAAGAGCAAGAGUCAAAGGUGGCCACAUGCCAGAGCGUAUCAGGAACUGGUGCUCUACACUUGGCGGGCCUCUUGUUGGCUCGAUGCUACCCAGUCAGGCCAAAGGUGUACAUUCCAGAGCCUACCUGGUCAAAUCACACCCAAGUCUUCUCCAGUAUUGGCUUCGAGUGUCGGCCAUUCAGCUACUACAACGAAGAUAAGAAGAGGCUAGACUUUGACUCAUAUCUCAAUGCCCUGCGUACCGCCGCACCCGGAUCCGUAUUCGUCCUCCAUGCCUGCGCCCAUAACCCUACUGGCUUCGAUCCGACAGAAGACCAGUGGCGGGAAAUCGGCAGGUUGAUGAAGGAACGUGAACUGUUCCCGGUAUUUGAUGCGGCGUAUCUCGGAUUGAACUCGGGGUGUCUUGACCAAGAUGCAUUUGCUAUUCGACAUUUCAUUCAAGAGCUACAGCUCGAGGCGAUCGUUUGCGUAUCCUUUUCCAAGAACAUGGGUCUCUAUGGUGAACGCGUGGGGUGUGUCCUGGCUUGUGCCUCGACAGAGGAUGCCGCAGCGAGGUCUCUUUCUAUGUUGGAGAAUCUUCAACGUGUUGAGGUGUCGAACCCGCCGGCAUACGGUGCAAAGAUUGCACAGCUCAUUUUAAGUGACGAGGAACUGUUCUCCACCUGGAAAGAAGAUCUUGUCACCAUGAGCAGUCGUAUCCGGUCAAUGAGAUGGGCCUUAUAUGACCAGCUAAAUGCACACGCUACUCCAGGGAUCUGGAAGCAUAUUGUCCGGCAGUCUGGCAUGUUCAGCUUCUUGGGGCUGUCCCCGCAAAUGGUUCAAGAUCUUGAAGAAAAUUAUCACAUUUACUUGGCGGAGAACUCCCGCAUUUCCAUGGCAGGCCUCAAUGAGAGCAAUGUAGGUUACGUUGCUGGAGCGAUCGCAGCAUGUGUCCGGAGGGUCUUGCAAUAG